AUGUCGAAGUCGCAAAGGCCACUCAUUGGCGGUUGCCGCGAGCCGUUUUGGAGACAUUUUAACUCAGAAGAGUGGGAACCCGAGUGGCGCAUGCUCGUCGACGUGUUGGAGCACGAUUAUAUUUCCACGGAUUGGCGACGGGCGAUCGAAAACCUUCGACGGGGCGUUGAGGAAAAGAGCGAAAACGCCCGAUUGUUGGCCUACAAGGAAUGGCUCGGACAUCUCGAAUUGUUACGUCGUCACGAGCGAAGUGAGCAACUGUGCGCUCUUCUGAGAGAAGCGCUCGACCAAGAUGCGCGCGAUAUCGUGCAGCAUUUCGUGGACGUCGUGACGUCGAACGAGAUCACAGUGGUCGAGAUUGAGGAGACUCGCCUGUGCCUCCGCGCUCUUCGAGGAAUGUGCCUGUUUGUCCCUGCCCUGUGCGAUUAUUUUGUCGACAAUAACAUGGAGCGUCUCUUGGUUCGUUUACAAAAUGACUCAGAGGACUCGAAAAUUCGAGCGGAGGUUCUCGAGUUGUUGCUUGUCGUCGUUGCGGACAGCCAAACGCGUCAACGUGACUUUAUGAGACGCAGCGGCAUACAAACUAUUUGUGCUUUGUAUACAUCCGAGGAGAGCACGAGUGAGCUAGCAGAUCACACGAAGGCAUUCAUCGGCGUGAUCAUUCGGUAUAUAUUACCGACCGGUACUUCUGCGGCGUUGAGUAACGCGCUCACCGCGGAGGCGCGCGAGUCUGUAGAGGAGGCCAUCGGUGCAGACAGCCUGCUGGCUGCCAUCGCGUUUGCAGAGAGCUUAGCGGUAGAUGUAGUUUAG
Messenger RNA from Ostreococcus tauri, 810 nucleotides. RefSeq names its product Cell division protein Cdc14. The coding region runs from base 1 to 810 and encodes 269 amino acids. Lineage: Eukaryota; Viridiplantae; Chlorophyta; Mamiellophyceae; Mamiellales; Bathycoccaceae. The transcript has a single exon. The record is from RefSeq and is a predicted model, not a curated record.